AUGUCGUGGCGAAGAGGAAACACCGCGCAGGUUCCUUAUCAAACCCCUUCUUAUACUAUUGAAUAUAUCUACUUUGAGCUUAACCACAGAUGGAGUCAUCCUAAAUCCUGGCUCUACGAUCAACCAUUUCCAGCAUGGUCAGAAUGGCCAAUCAACCUUCAAGAACGGUACCAGUUGGCAGAAAAGUUAGUAGGUCGCGAGACUCUCAUUAUCUCCAUUCAUUCUGUUCAAUUCCGAGUUUCACUCGAAAACUAUACUAACAAAGACUGGAAUCAACUUCUAGAUCUUUUAGCGCCCAUGUGUGGUAGUUUGCGCAUGUUUGCUCUGAGCCGCAAUAUUAGGUACCAUGAAUCCUAUAAUGAAAGUACUCUAGCCGCAGCUAUCGGGCAUCUACCCCAAUCAGAAUACGCAGAUAUGCCACCCGUAUCUCACCCACACGAACUCUACCUCGCAGCCGACGGUCAAGAAAUCGAAAGAAGUUACUUUACCCACGUAAAUGGUACUCGAUACCCCAUGCAGACCAUCACUUCCAACAUAUACAAACCCUCCAAUUUCUACAGAGAUCCACGUCCAGCUUCCUGGCCCGAUUAUUGGCUUUACCCGCAUGCUCCAAACGAUCCCGUCCGAGAUCCACAUUCGGGCCAUUAUCCACUUUGUACCUAUUGCAAGCAAGAGACCCGAGCUAAAGGUUUCGGCCCUCGUUGUACAUGUCGCACACAUACCCUAUUCCGACGUCCCUUGGUAGAAAUCAUUCAGUAUCCUUCCUAUCCCGGAUCCGAGGGCUCAUUAAACCGAGGAGUACGACUACUCGAGGAUAUUGCUGAAGGCGACGUGCUCGAUGAAUAUGUAGGUGAAUAUAUCCCCCUACCCACCCACUCCGUUCUACAGGCGUUUGGCGAUAUGGUGUAUACAUUCUCGUGUCACGGACCUCCCAUCGUGGGUGAAGAUGGAGAGGGAGAAGGAGAAGAGAUGCACAAUGAUGAAGGGUGGGAGAAUGCAGGAUAUAUAUGCGGCCUGAAAGCAGGAGAGCGAGGUAAUUGGACACGAUUUAUUAAUCACAUGGAUGGAGAGCAGGCAAAUUGUCAGUUUGAAACUCAUGUUGCGGCAGGUAAGGUAAGGAUUUUGGUGGUUGCGAAUAGAGAUUUGCAUAUGGGAGAGGAGUUAUGUGCGGAUUAUGGACCGAAUUAUUUUGCAUAG
Molecule: messenger RNA, 1197 nt
Organism: Sclerotinia borealis F-4128
Lineage: Eukaryota; Fungi; Ascomycota; Leotiomycetes; Helotiales; Sclerotiniaceae
Source: the annotation of a GenBank genome assembly